AUGUGGCUCUUUCGAGUCUUUUCGUCGGCCUUGUUCCUCGCCGUCACCGUCUCGUCCAUCCCACUAGCUUUCGAUGUGGGCGGCAAGACAUGUGGCCUGGCCUUCUCGCUGUCCCUAGCGGCCUAUUACUUCCUGGUAUCCUUGUUGAAGGUCACCACCCCUGAACGAUCGUGGUUCCGUUCCUCCAUUAUUGCCGUUCUCCGCUUCUCGCAAUGGGCCGUCAUCUUGGUGCUUCUGAUUUGGUCGCUGAAUCGAUUCUCGGUUGAUGCUGAGAGUGCAGGAUGGGUGGAACGUACUUUCAACGGCAAGAGGGCGCAGGAUUCUUCUAUCCAGGAAUGGCUCUUUGGUCGCGACGGCCUGGUGGAAACUGUGAGCCUCGGCAACUGGGAUAGGCUUCUGAGAUGGUCUACCCCGGUCUUCCAGCUGGCAGAGGGAUUCUGCAGUUUGCUGGUGAUUCAGGCUGCUGGGCAAAUUACCCGCUGGCUCGUCAACCGAGGUGGACGCAGCGAUAGCUGGAUGAUUGGCCUCUUGGUCUUGUCCGCUACGAUUAUCUCCAGCUCUGUUUACUUCCUCUGGCGUGUUCUGCAAUUCCCCGAAAUCUCCAACGUCGAUGCCGCCCUGAUUGGAGUCUCUGUCACAUGCGCCGUCAUUUUGUGUGCCUGGGGUAUUGGAAGUGGUCGCGGUAACCCGGUCGAAAGCUCCCUCCUCUUCGCCUACGUCGUACUCUGCAUCUACCAGAUCUUCACGGACUACCAGCCAUCACACCCCAUGGAACAAAUACCCUCGCCCUCGCAGGUCGGAGACUUCCCUCCGCUGCCUCCCAUCCUCAUGGCGUCGUACACAACUCUGAUGCACGCACUGUCUACUCUACCGUCAAUUAUUCAUGCAGGCUUCAACGUCAUUACCGCCGUUUUCAGCGCUGUCACACCCUCCGUCCUCAUCUCGCUCGCGUACCGCUUGCUUGUACUGUAUGCGUCGACGCGCAUUAUCCCAGCUGUCCGCGAGUCUGGCGCACGUGCGCUUUCCCAAGAGGCUUCUAUUGAUGAUGCCGACGCAGCAGGCCAAGUGCUGGGCUUCCUGAGCUACUUUGCCCCAAGCAUUCUCAUUGCUGUUUACACCAGUCUCCUCAUGCAGCACUUCGCAUCGACAUCACAAGCAAUGGGCGGCAGCGGUGAAUGGUGGAGCAGCCAUGGUAACGGCGGUGGUAACCCGUGGCGGUGGAUUAAUCUUGCUUGCACAAUAUCCCUAUAUGCGGUUGAGCUAUGGCUCGGGGAAACCAACGAUCUCGACAACGGAGUGGCAGGUCACUGGAAAACCGACUGA
Penicillium vulpinum is the source of this 1323-nucleotide messenger RNA. Its product is annotated as ICE2 family protein. Gene Ontology annotation, cellular component: endoplasmic reticulum membrane; cortical endoplasmic reticulum; perinuclear endoplasmic reticulum. Gene Ontology annotation, biological process: septin ring assembly; endoplasmic reticulum inheritance. The coding region runs from base 1 to 1323 and encodes 440 amino acids. The transcript has 2 exons. The record is from RefSeq and is a predicted model, not a curated record. Lineage: Eukaryota; Fungi; Ascomycota; Eurotiomycetes; Eurotiales; Aspergillaceae.